AUGAAGGGCACCGCGAUUUUCCAAUUCAAAACAUGGCCGAAGAUUCAUCAGCCACUACCUCGAACUCCACGCCAGUCCCAGCAACUGCUCAACGCCCUCACCUCUUCCUUUCGACGCCAGCUGGACCACGCGUAUCCGGCCCCCAGCAGUUCCAACCCCAAUAGCGAUCGACAGCCCUUGAAUACCAACUCAUCCAUCCAUGCAACCGAUCAACACCUGCAUGCGAUCCUGGAUAACCCUUUGUUCCGCAUUGUGCCGCAGAAGACCAAGUCAACCUCUCGUGAUCAUGCCACCACAGCAACCAUCAAUGAGUCCAAGCAGGCAGUUCAGGAUCCCAUGGUUCUCUUCGAUCAGGCUGUCGCCUCGGGUUCUGCCACACCUUCUUUCAUCACAGACUGUCUCAAGUCACAACUACUUCUUGCUCGGUCAUUCGGUGAACAUGGAGUGCGAGAUGCCAUGAAGAUCACUCGAGCGGGCUCGAAAGUGGUUGAGUGGUUCUGGGCUUCAGACGGCGCUUCUAGGCAGAUGUUGUUACAGACUCGGGCGUCGACAGGCUCUCUGACCAAAUUCAUGGUCGCGGAAGAUCUGCAAGAUACCGUGAUGGAGUGGAUGAAAAUGCUUGUGAGCGGCAAUCUGGGGGGUCUCAAUGGCCAGAUGCCUGAAGACCGAGCUCGCAUGUCCUUCAAUCAUCUUCUCCAAGAUCUGAUUGAUGCCGAAAUUCGCUACGGAGCCGGACUCGGAUCGGCUAUCAAGUACUACCUGCGUGCAUGCCAUCUGCAUUUUUCCUCUGUAGAAUCGCAGGGUGAUUUGAAGGUCGCCAAGUCGAUGUUGCUCGCAUCCGGGGCUCAAUUAGCUCGCACGCUCAUGGACCAAAAGCCCUCCAGCGAUCAGAUUCCUGUUCAUACUUUUGAAGAGUUUGCCGAGACCAUCUCGACUUUGUCGUCCUCUCGGUCCUUAUUGUUCUCGUCCGUGGCCCUAUGCCACCCCACCCACCCGGACCCAACUCCGUUCAUUCAUUAUGUGGACAGUUUGUCUCCCAACAAGUUUCAGAAAUGGAACCAGGCCCGGCGGGAUGCCUUCCUUCGGAUCAGCUGUGACGCGCUUCGCACGCUGAUUGACCGCAAGAAAAUCCGCCUUGCGACCAGCCUGGGACACCAGAUUCAAGAACUGCUUCCCGAAGAGACUGCCACUGCGAGUGUUGAAGCGUCUCGCUCUCGCGCUACUGUCGAAGAGGAUCAUCUCUUGCAACGCCUGGAGUUGAAUUGGACAUGA
This is a messenger RNA of Penicillium subrubescens, 1272 nucleotides long. RefSeq lists its product as uncharacterized. The transcript has a single exon. The record is from RefSeq and is a predicted model, not a curated record. NCBI's taxonomy places the organism in Eukaryota, Fungi, Ascomycota, Eurotiomycetes, Eurotiales, Aspergillaceae. Bases 1 to 1272 code for a protein of 423 amino acids.